This is a messenger RNA of Gryllus bimaculatus (two-spotted cricket), 505 nucleotides long. The record is from the annotation of a GenBank genome assembly. Lineage: Eukaryota; Metazoa; Arthropoda; Insecta; Orthoptera; Gryllidae.
CGGGUGGAACUUGUCCAGGUGCUCUGGGACGGGGUUGGGAUUCAUCUUGAUGUGCGGGAACUUGGCCGUGUGGCGCUGAAAGUGCACCUUGAGGUUCCCUUUGGUGGUGAAGCGGCUGCCACACACGUUGCAUUUGAACGGGCGCUCACCUGUGUGCGAGCGGAUGUGGAUCUGGAGCGCCGAGUCGCUGCCAAACACCUUGCCGCAGUAGCGGCAGCGAUGCUUGAAGAAUGGCUCGUUGCGGCCCUUGCCGUCGUAUGGCUGCAUGGAGCCGGGUUUGCCGCCCGCGCCCGCCUUGCCCCCGCGGAACGCCAGCUCGUCCGCCAGGUUGUUGGCCAGCAGCCCCUGGCUGGCGCUGUCCAGCACCUCCUGCGCGCGCCGCUGCAGCAUCUCGAGCGUGUUAGGCUCUGUGGGCGGCGGCGGUGGGUCGGAAUUGGUGAUGAUGGAGGACGCCAACGACGAAGAGAUGGAACAGAGCGCGAGCGGCGGGGGCGGGCCGGGCGGU